AUGCUCGUAUCAACCAAUGGAUUUUUAUCAACAAGCCGUUCUAGAGAUGUAGCUGAGGUAUUUUCUGGAAAACCAACAGAGAACCAACGAAGUGUUUUGUUUGAAAUUGAAUGUAAUGUAGAUGAGUUGAAAGAUGCCAUAGUUUUCGCCGAUAUCGCACGAUUUAGUGAAUAUCCUGAUGAAAAAGAAGUUUUAUUUAAUUCGGGAGCUACAUUUGAAAUCGUAUGUAUCAGCGAAGAUGAACUGGGAUGUUGGUUAGUACAUCUAAAAACAACACGUGCCGGUGAAAAUAUUUCACAAGAAUACAUUGAAUCAAACAGAAGAGAAAUGAAUGGAGGAAGUGGUGCCAGUGCAUUUGUAGAUCUGCUUGCUGAUAUGGGUGACUAUACAAAAGCACUACACUUUUGCGAACGACUAUUGAAUAGCCAUAGUGGUGAAGACGAAGCAUGGAUUUUCAAUGGUAUUGGUAGUAUUUAUUCUAGCAGACGAGAUUUCGAUAAAGCUUUUAAAAAUCUAAUGCAUGCUUAUGAAUUAAUGAUUCAUGCUGAGCCACAACGUGUGGAAGAUUUAACAGUUGUGCUGAAUAAUUUAGGAAAUCUUUUUACAUGGAGAGGUGAAUAUGACAAGGCUAUUGUACAUGUUUUAGAAGCAUUAAUGAAUCGAAGAAGAUUGUUUGGAGAUGAAUUAUUCAGCAUAGAUGCAGAUAUCAUGUGA
Didymodactylos carnosus is the source of this 714-nucleotide messenger RNA. Lineage: Eukaryota; Metazoa; Rotifera; Eurotatoria; Philodinida; Philodinidae. The record is from the annotation of a GenBank genome assembly.